This is a messenger RNA of Nerophis lumbriciformis (worm pipefish), 2956 nucleotides long. Lineage: Eukaryota; Metazoa; Chordata; Actinopteri; Syngnathiformes; Syngnathidae. The record is from RefSeq and is a predicted model, not a curated record.
GCUUUGGGCUUUGCAGGGUCCUCAUUCGCUGCUUCUGCUGCAACCUGGAUCGUGCUGCGUUCUCCCGGUGCACGUUUUACAACUCAAAUAUAUAUAUUUUUUACUUGCAGAAGAAAAUAGCGGACGUUAUUCAUCUUUUUGUUGCAGUUAUUAUUUUUUAUGCCAACUAAAAAUGCAGAAUGCAGUGUCCAAACAAUAUAUUUUUACAAUAUGGGACAAGCAGUAGAAAAUAGAUGGAUGGAUGGAAUAUAAUCCACAGCAAUUUAUUCACAUUUUGGACCUAAGGAGGUAACCUCCGUAACGUCAACAGUGUUGUCAUGGCGCGUGUUUAUGUCCUCGACGUGGGCAGCUGAAGCUAGGAGGAGGUAGAAAACUAGGUGGCAGAAUGGGGAGGAGAGAUAACAGAAGCAAGACCGAUGAUUCUGAGUCCUCGUGCAAGGACAUGGUUGAAUCGCUUCGCAUCGAAUUCAAAACGCAGACAACUGCUGUUCUUCUUCUGAGAUCCCCCGAAGAAGACAUUUUGAUCGUAGCGUGUGGAGCAAUCUACAAAUUUGCAGAGGAAGGAGAUGGUAAUAAAAUUCACCUGAUGGAUCUUGGAGCAUUGGAGCCUCUUUGUCAGCUCGUCAAUCACAGCAACAAGAUGAUCAGACGCAAUGCAAUCAUUGGACUGGGCGUCAUGGCUACCAACAGUACAGUGAGAAAUAUCCUGCAAAACAUCAACGUCAUUCCAUCGAUCAUCGCCAGGCUGUCACUGGACGACACUGCCAUUCAAGAGUUUGGGACCCUAUACCUGGCCUCACUGUCUGUGGAAUCCUCCUGUAAAUUCCAAAUCGUGGACAACCAAGGCCUGCCAGUAUUGAUCAAACUCCUUUCCAAUUCAGACCCAGAUAUUCAGAAGAACUCUCUGGAGACCAUCUUCAACUUGGUUGACGACGAGCAAAUCUGUCCUGUCUUCAUCGAAUUGUGCGGGAUCAGUCAUUUACUACUCCUGCUCAAAUCAGCAUUCAGCGUCAUUCAGCAGCUGGCUCUGAAAACAAUGCAGAAGAUGGCUGCCAAUCACAAAGAUACCCAAAUCACCUUUCGGGAAGAGCAAGCGCUUGAUAUAUUCAUCAAUAUCAUCAAUGAUAAGGAUUUAAUUGACCUCCAUGCCGAGACCUUGCAUGUUAUAGCCAACUGUAUCGGUGACAUGGAGAGUUUCCGGGUGAUCCAGAAUUCAGGAGGGCUAGCCACGCUAAUGGAGCUUGCCCAGACCCCUAAGUUGUCCGAAAGCAAAUGCAUCAAUAAUGAAAUCCAGGCCACGGCUGUGAACUGCUUCACCAGGGCUACUCAGAAUUGUGACCUCCACCAAUUUCUGCAUGAACAAAAGGUUGACAAGGUUCUGGUAGAUCUCUUGUCUUCUGGAUGCACAGACUGCAUAAAAACAUACGCUUGUCAAGCUAUGGCCACCUUGAGCUGCUUCCUGCCCAGCAAAGGCCUCUUCAGAGAUUUAGGUGGUAUACCCGCUGUGGUGCGGUUACUGAAGAGUAAGAAUUCAGCGAUGAGAGAGCAGGCUAUCCAGGCCCUGGCCAACCUCACAUCAGAAAACUACAUCAACACUAUGGCAGUAUUUAAGGCAGGAGGACAUAAAAUGCUUGUGCAGAGGCUCUGCGACGAUUGUCCUAAGAUAGUGGCCAAUUCGAUAGCCAUACUUGGCAGGAUGGCAGCACAGGAAGAAUUGCGCUGUCAAGUGAUAUGGCAGGGAGUGGUGCCAGCGCUGGUGGAGCCUUUAAAAUCGACAGACAUGGAGGUCCUGCUCAGUGCCCUGCUGUGCCUCUGUGAACUGGCCUUUGAGGAAGAAGCCAGGCUAGAGCUGCAAAGCGCUGAGGGUUUCGAACCACUCGUCAGUUUGCUGCGUUCCAGUCACACGGAGGUGCUGCGCUGCGCAUGCAUGGCGAUCAGUGUGUGUGCCAAGGAUGAGCCCACUGCUCUGGAGAUGUGCAGAUUUGGAGCCUUGGAAAUCCUUCAAGAAAUCAAUCUAUCAAUAAACCGUAGGAGCAAGUUUACAGAGUUUGCCUUGAUCAGCCUGCUCAAAUACAAAGUGUCUCUCAAAUAUGGUCUGCUUGGUUAUUUGGCCACAGGUGAUAUCAUCCCUGAUGGCUUCUGUGAUACUGGAAAGGUUGGUUUUGGUCAGACAGUUUUGAGCUUAGAAGAAAUGAUCAUGGAGCCAGUAAACGAAAAGCGUCCGGUCUUCCUCGUCACCUCAAUGGAGCUGAGCGAUGAAGCGCCGCAGAAAGAUGAGGCCCAGUUGCAGUGUUCGCAAGAGAGCAAAAGUAAAGUAAUGGAUGACGUCUCCUUGCGGUUUCUAGUUAAAGAGGUCAAGGAGUCUGACCUGCUUUUGAAUGAUGAAGGGGAACAAUACGCUGCCUUGGCAAGGUACGUAAGCGAUGCCAUGGGUGGACAAAUUGAGCUACAAGAGUUGGAAACAUUUGCAUGGGUGCAACAUCUAGAUGAGCUCAAACAUCGACUGACGUGUAACGUGAUUCCCAUUGGCAUGAUCAGAAAAGGAUUCUACUGUCACAGGGCGCUUCUUUUCAAGUACUUGGUUGAUUGCAUCGGCCUGAGGUGUACUCUGGUCAGAGGUGACUACAACCGAGCUUGGAAUGAAGUACUCAUCCACAAGGAAGAUCCAUGCAGCAAUGAAAACUGCUCACAGCCACGUUGCUAUAUUGUGGACCUCAUGCACCAGCCUGGAAACUUACUGGAGGUUAAUAGUCCUGCUGCUAGUGAUUAUAAAAGUCUAUAGAGGGCGAUGUACUGUAGGAACUGUAACUGUAUCCCAGUGUAAUUGUACAUUUCCUGAUUGUCUGUAAAUGAUCAGUAUAUGGUCCAAGUACUGGUUAAGUAUUUAUUUGUGAAUGAACAUUUUAAACGUUAAAUGUGAAUGAACAUUUUAAACGUUAAAUGUCCCAAUAAAGGU